This is a messenger RNA of Strongyloides ratti, 759 nucleotides long. RefSeq lists its product as hypothetical. The record is from RefSeq and is a predicted model, not a curated record. The coding region runs from base 1 to 759 and encodes 252 amino acids. The transcript has a single exon. Lineage: Eukaryota; Metazoa; Nematoda; Chromadorea; Rhabditida; Strongyloididae.
AUGUGGAAGAUGCCGGAGGAAAAUUCUUUCACUUCUGCUCACUGGGAAAACCAACCUGAAUUUGAGGUUACACCUCAUUCAAACAUAAACUCAUGGAUUGAAUCAUUAGAACUUCGAUUAAUUCUCGAUAAUAUUAAUGAACCUGAGAAAGAUUCUCUACUACUUACUAUCUUGAAACUCAAGGUUGGUCCUCAAGCCAGAGAAAUUUUAAAAGGUGCUCAGGUAUCAACUUAUUGCCAAGCUACGAAAGUUUUAAAAAGAUUAUAUGGUAAUAAGCUAUCAGUGGAAACUGCAAUUAAGAGACUUUCUAUGACUAAAAUAGACUAUUCAUCAGAUAGAUUUGGAAACUUAUUACGUAAUAUUGGGAAACUUAUUGCUGCCACAGUACCGGAUCUUUCACCCUCUAUGAAACUUGAAGUCAUCAGUCAAAGACUCCUCACUGUUUUGUCUGGUAACGCUCAGAGAAGAUUGCUAGACAGACUUGGAUUUUAUAAAUCUCUUGGAGAAAUAUAUGUCGAUCUGGAAUUUCAUAAUAAAUUCAAAAAUGAAUCUAAUACUCAUAAACGUCCUUCUUCUUUCAAAUCAAAGAAUUUUUCUUCUCGCUCUGACAUUAGAUGUCAUCAUUGUAAUUUUCCCAGUCAUAAAAAAGCUCAAUGCAGACGGUUUCUGGCUGGUCUUCCUAAGAAGGACUACACUAUUAAAAAGAAAUCUAUUAAAAGUGAACAAACUUUCGACUUUAUGAAUGUGAAUAAUUCCUAG